UGACAAAGAAACUGAUAUAAUGAAUAUAUACAACACACUACCGCGACUUUUGAAAACUAGACGUAUGUUCUUCGAAUUUUCGUCUGCUUUACUGGCCGUGGCUGGUGGUUGAGGAUUUUACUAGUGUCGUAACAUACUUUUAAGUCUUUUCGCACUACGUUGGGUAUUUGGCACGGAUUAUUACCACGUAAUACUAUCGGAUUUAGUCUUUCUCAUUACGCCGUUGGCUCGACCAUAUUCAUAGGAACCUUUGCUAAUCAUAUGAACUCUGAGAGAAGCUUACAAAACUAAACAGCUCUUACUCGGCCUCAAAAAAGCAAAUGUUUUCAGUUUGUCGACAGUUUUAUUUCAGUAAAGUCACUUUUGUCGCUCUACCCAGCAAAUAUCAGAGAGCAUUACACCAUGAGUCAAAACACAAAAUUGAAAAAAUAAAAUUAAGAGAGCCUUUCGCUGUCGUUGCUGGGAACUUGCCGAAGACAGCUUUGAAUGGUGAGCAAGCUUUCAAUUUUUUGAAUGAUGAUGCCAAAGUUUUUAUUCACGGCGGCGCAGCUACACCUACAAUACUUAUUUCGGAAUUUUAUAACUAUGUCAUGGCUAAAAAGCUGAAGAAUAUAUCGGCUUACCACAUUCAUACAGAGGGACCCUUUCCAAUUAUCAAUCCUGAAGCAAGUAGUCACGUCCGAUCUGUGUCACUUUUCACAGGCAGCAAUUGUAGAGAUCCAAUCAAGAGUGGAAGAGCCGAUUAUGUUCCUAUAUUUUUGAGUGAAAUACCACUCCUAUUUCGCAGAAAUAUCAUAAAACUCGACCUAGCAUUACUAAAUAUCAGUCCUCCGGAUGUCAAUGGGUAUUGUUCUCUUGGUCCAAGUGUAGAUGUUACUCGUGCUGCUAUUGAGUCAGCUAAGCACCUCGUUGGUCAAAUAAAUCCGAGCUUACCAGUCACUUCUGGAGAUGCCCAUGUACACAUAAGUAACUUCACGUCGAUCAUCCACGGAGAUAUGCCUUGUCACUUUAUGAAUCCACGACAAAUGACCGAAGUUGAAGAUAAAAUCGGCGCAUUGAUUGCAGAUAACCUAAUCGAUGAUGGUGCCACUCUGCAAACAGGUAUUGGGGCAAUUCCAGAUUCAGUCUUAGAUAAGCUUUCCAACCAUCGAAACUUAGGAGUUCACACAGAAAUGUUCUCAGAUGGAAUUAUUAAACUAGUUGAAAAUGGUGUUAUAACAAAUGCGAACAAGGUAGUACGUCCGGGGAAAGUUGUCACGAGUUUUGUCAUUGGUACAGAGAAUGUUUUCAAAUUUUUACAUGAUAACCCAUUGAUUGGUGAGUCUCUACAGUUAAAUUUUUAUUGUUGUUUUUAUAAGGUAUUUCAGAUAAACUUUAUAGAAUACUGAUCAAUAUACUAACCGUUUAUAAAUCCCCAUCACAUUGAAACACCAAUAAAUGGACGAUGAACAUUCUUUUCAAGCCUUCUGCCCAGCACUUUCAUGUUUUCAGUUGUUGUCUAACUUAGAUUGGUUCGUGAUUUCAAUAAAAUUAACAAUUUUUCCUUAAUUUAUAAACAAUCGUAUGUUCACGUGCUAUAAUUUUAGACGAUGUAUUUGCCUUAAACCUGGCCACUUUUUGGAUCAUCAAUUGGGACAGACAACCAUAGGUCUUGAAGAUAAUUUGUUGAAAAGAAUAUUCUCGAAUCAUAUAUAUUUAACUCUUUAAAGUACCAUAAUAAAUUGCGUACGUUUUCUCCUUUUCUAGGCAUCUUAACGUAGUUAGACCAAGUCCGAUUCCGUAGACAUCACUUGUCUAUAAUUUUUUCAGUUCUACCUUGUGCGUAUUUUGAGAAGACAAUUCUCUCUAUUUUUCUCAAAUGAACAGAAAGGAAACUUAUUGUUAAUCGUUCAUAACCAGUCAGGUUUUAAGAUCUGCUUGUUGUCAACUUACAACUACUCCACAAACUAAAUUACACACCUAUAUUCCAUUUUUUUAACCAAGCUUCUCUUAUGUAUUUUCUCUCCACAAACCUCCAAGUUGGAACGAAUUCUGUUUAAAAUGACUAAAGAUUCUCAGAACCAAAGUGUCUGUAUCGCUGUUGUGAAAAAAUCACCUUAGAUUAUAAUUUUUAGUCCCAUCAACAGUUUUAUUCAUAUAGUCUUGUCCUUUUGUUUUGUAUGGAUUAGAAUGAUCUAAGCCAGAAAUGGUUUUAUGAUCACUAACGCCUUUUUUAUUUUCGAUAACACUUGAUAAUGUUUCGAAAUUAACGUAUUUCAGGACUAAAAAGUAGCAUAUUUGUUCGUGUAUUUUGAUACUAGUUAAACGUCUUCUUAAUUCCAAUAAUAUUAUCCAGUUGCUGGAAUUUUAAUGUUUGGGACCAGUUUCAAACAUGUGACCAAAUAUUAAAUGAUCAUAUGUACACGCCAAUGAGUUCUAUUUGUAUUGGAUUCUCUGUAUUAUGGAUUAACUUUAUAGAUUUGGUUCAUUUCAUGCUAUAGAAUAAAGCGGGUAAAGUUCUUUGGAUAGGAUAACAUGAAUUCAUUUUAUUUUUCAAGGUUUUCAUCAGCCGCUUAUAAAUAAUGUGCUAUAUUUCAGUACCAAAAUUAACAAUACAUUUUGACAUACAGUGAUAAACAUGGUCAGAAAAGUGACAGUGUGACAACAAUUAAGGGAACGGAAAUAAAGUUAAAGAUUGCGUAAAAUGUAGGACGAAGCUAAAGUGCAAUGUUUGUUUGCUUAGUUGAUUACAAGAAAAUCAUUUGAUGAGGUCUAUCCCCAAUACUUUGUACUGUCUGCAUCAUAUUAGUAAGAACAUUCUUCUAAUUCACAGACCAGUUCAAUAUAUUCAUUUACAAAAGUAUGAAAUAGGCUUUAUUGGACUCGUCUUUUAGCUUCAUAAAAUAUCAUAUCUUAAAUAUAAAGUCAACAGUAAUAGAAAAUUAUUUAAUACCUUUCCGAUUUUUCCUAAAAAGGAAACUCUUGACAAAUUUGAUUUUUUUUAAAUCGUAAUUUUAUUUACCUUUUUUUAGCGAAUUGAUGCGUUUUAAUACAUUUCUCUUAGUUUUGUUAGAAAUAACUUGAGGAUGAACUACAGCAUUUUGCUCUAUUUAAAGAUGUAUUAUGUACGAUUUUUAUAGAUGAAACUGUUUCAUACACAAUCUGUAUCGACUAUGCCAUACAAAAAAUGUAACGUAAACAUGCCAGUAAUAAAUGAGUGACGAUUAUUUUGUAUCUUGGAGAAACUCAAGAUAUGAAUUCACAGUAAACUAACCAUGAAUUAAUCAUGAUCCAUCAGGUGACUUAUUCUAACUUGAUCACAACAGAAUAAAUAUCCAAAUAGUUAAAACCUAUAAAACCAUGAUCUAUCUUCGUCUAUUAAAAACACUGAUAAACACUAAUCAAAUCCAAAUGAAGUAUGUUUGUGUGACUUUUUUAAUUAGAGUUUAAAUCUGACCUCAUUAUCGUGACUUACCAAGGGUUUCACGUAUAACUUCUGUAAACUGAGUUCACAUGUAAACUCUAAUUGGAAUACCAAAUUUAUGUAGUCAGUAAUCAUCUAGGAAUCAUAACAGUAAUUCUCGGUUUCUAUUUUUUGAAGAAUUCCGUGAUGUGGCCUGGGUUAAUUCACCUUUUGUAAUAGCCCGAAAUCCAAAACCGGUUUCCAUUAAUUCAUGCAUUGAAGUUGAUCUAACUGGCCAAAUUGUAUCCGAUUCUGUUGGCAGUAGAAUCUACUCAGGUAAAUUUGAAGUACACAUUGUUUCAUUCGUUUUGACUGUAUUUCUUUUUUCUUGUUGCUAUAAACCAUCCGUCUAUUUAAGUCACAUAUUACCAAGCACAGACUUCCCACAGUAUUUAGUUAAAGUCUUUUGAAUCAUCAUUUGCUCACCAGUGACUAAUUUCGAGGUAACUCCGUGAUACCAGAAACUGACUAGUGGGCUCAUGAUGUCAAUAUCAUUCGAUAGGCUCUACAAACUCCCUAUACGAAUAAUUGUAAACUCGAUUUUAAACCAUCAGGUCCCUGAUUUGAACCGUACUUCACUUCAUGUUCGGUAACUAGAUGUUAUCAUGAAUCUGAGAUACAAAUUUUCUCCACCAUCUCGUUAUCAUGAACCCUCACAUAAACAGUUCGGAUCCAAGCUAACCUUCGGUACAUAUACAUUAAUCUUAACAAAACUCUACCCACGUGAAAUGGUAUUAAUUUUCAUCGUUUUUUCAUCCAUCGUUUGAGAUUUCUUAGCCUUGUACACUUACGAUAGCUGAUUAUAUUCCAUUGCAAAAGAUGUCCCCGAAUUGUUCGCAUUUUCCCAAACUGCUUAAAUAAACAAAAUAUCUGGUCUGUCUAUCGGAACUUACUACAACUCGCCAUAUCUGAUGAACAGUUUGCCAAAGUUAAAAUAUCUCUCGGUCCUUUUUUUAAUACUACAUCCAGUCUUCAGUUACUAGUAAAUCAUUCUUGCGUGUGAUUCUUUCAUGAAAGUUUUGUUUCGGUAUGCUAAUGAUGAUAAUUGAACUCAUACUAAAAUGUCCAUAAUGUCUUGUUUUAUUCUGACUAAAGGAUUUGGUGGUCAAGUUGACUUCAUCCGCGGGGCUGCAAUAGCUGAAGAUGGUUUAGGCAAACCUAUAAUUGCUCUUCCAUCUACGACAAAACGUGGUGAAAGUAAAAUUUCUCCAUGUCUUAAACCUGGUGCCGGUGUUGUAACAUCUCGAGCUCAUGCUCACUAUGUUGUCACCGAAUAUGGUAUCGCCUAUUUAUUUGGACGUAGUUUAAGGCAGCGCGCACAUGCUCUUAUUCAGAUUGCUCAUCCAGAUCACAGAGAAUCAUUAGAAAAGGCAUCAUUUGAACAACUCAAAGUAAUUCCAUCAGCUGAUUAGAAAGAAAACUACGUGGUUCCAAAGAGAUAUGUGAAUAAGUGAUGUGUAAAGUAAAACAAGAGAUGAAAUUCUUACAAACAUGCUAUUAAUAAUUUAUGUAAUACUCGUACAUUGUAACAAAUAAUCUUGCGGAAAAUUUAUUUUUAACAUUGAUUCUGUAGUGCUUUUACUAACAUAUGUAUUUUACCACAUUGCUUUAUAAUUGUAUUUAAUUUAUACUUAUUAUUAGUGUUUAAGUUACAUUAUCCUCCAAGUCUCAGAUAUUGUUUGUCAUGCGUAUUUUCUUUACUAUACGAAGAUCGGAGGAGGGUAUGGGGAGCAGAAUAAGUUGCUGUCAGACUGAAUUGGAGUAGAUAGAUUUUUAUUUCAAUAUUUUUAGGACGAUAAAAGUCUAACACCCCUUGGCUUUCACUAGUACCAAAAUCAGUG
This is a messenger RNA of Schistosoma haematobium, 5283 nucleotides long. RefSeq names its product Carnitine O-acetyltransferase mitochondrial. The transcript has 7 exons. Gene Ontology annotation, molecular function: acetate CoA-transferase activity. The coding region runs from base 321 to 1388 and encodes 355 amino acids. Gene Ontology annotation, cellular component: mitochondrion. The record is from RefSeq and is a predicted model, not a curated record. Gene Ontology annotation, biological process: acetate metabolic process. Lineage: Eukaryota; Metazoa; Platyhelminthes; Trematoda; Strigeidida; Schistosomatidae.